This is a messenger RNA of Cylicocyclus nassatus, 1407 nucleotides long. The record is from the annotation of a GenBank genome assembly. Lineage: Eukaryota; Metazoa; Nematoda; Chromadorea; Rhabditida; Strongylidae.
UGCCAUUGUAAACAGACAAAACAUACACGGAUACAAAGAGAGAAAAACACAACAAAUACGAGAGAUAAACGCGCUCCGAUUAUGGACACUGAUCAAUGUCAGACGGUGCUUGUGCAUUUGCCCAAUCAAAGUGUUGUUUAUGACUUCUUUCGGGAAGUCCACUUGUUCUACAAACCUAUCCAUACUUAUUUAUCUAUUAUUAUGUGCAUAUUCGGAACUGUUGCCAACUUCUGCAAUAUUGUGGUGCUAACGAGGCGUCAAAUGCGGACACCCGUGAAUAUGAUUUUGACAGCGAUGGCAUGCUGUGAUACGGUGGUUUUGUUCUCAAACCUCAUCUACACCACACAUUACUCGUUCGUCGCCUUUAAACAUUGUCAUCCACGACAUUGGAGCUACGGCUGGGCGCUUUUUCUUAUCGCUCAUGCUCAUCUUUCACUCGUGGGGCAUAGUUCCUCAGUGUGGUUAUCAGUGAUGCUCGCCUUGAUUCGCUACAUGACGUUAAGAGGACGAGGCAAAUCGGGCGUGAUGCAGAUUCAUCUCAAGCACUCCUAUAUGGCCAUAGGAGCAACGAUCUGUUUCGUUGCCCUUGUGAAUGCACCGAAUUUCCUUACCUAUAAAAUACUCGAGAUCAGGCUGAAUGAUACAUGUGUCGUUCGUGAUCCAGCUCUGCUCGAUGCAGCUGCAUACCUCCCUGGAAUUGCUGAAAUUGCUUUAGCAAAGCACUGCUUGGUCUUUCGAUUAGUCUUUUGGAUCUCGGGUCUGGUAUUCAAAGUGAUACCGUGUUGUCUUCUGUCAUUAUUCGUAUGGCUACUUCUCGGCAUUUUGAAGGAGGUGAAGGAAAAUCGGCAACGACUGUUGAAAAACUCUCGCCAACCAUCAACAGUAAAUGCUUCUGCACGGAAUGGUAAGGUGACAUUGGUAGCUGACAAUCACCACAAGCGAACAUCCAGCUUGCGCGUGCAAGGUCGUGGUGAACGUACUGAUCGUACGACAAAUAUGCUACUUGCAAUAGUGUUCGUCAUGUUAUUCACAGAAAUGCCGCAGGGUAUCAUGGCGCUUUUAUCAGGUAUGGUCUCACAAGAGUUCCGUCGCCAUAUUUACAACAACCUUGGAGAUUUGCUUGAUCUAUUCUCACUAUGCGAAGCAUGCAUGUCUUUCAUCAUCUAUUGCUCAAUGAGCGGUCAAUUCAGAAAUGAGUUCCGUCGCGUUUUUGUUCCGAAAUCGGUGCAUUGCACAGAACGACCGGUCUCAAUUCGACGUCCAUCCGACACCUACACCAAGAUGUCAUAUCUGAAACCAAAUGAACUACUGUAUGAGAAUGGCUCAUCUUAUUCAGAUAUUGAUAGAGCUUCACACGCCAAGGUCGGUGAGCAAUUUUUCAUUAACCUAACAAUUUGCGCGAAUUAG